AUCUCCAGCAAGAUGGCAGGUUAACGUUAUGUUUGGUUCAUUUCUUUGGCAGAGCGUGGUGCCAGAGGCACACAACGAUGUUGAUGCUGCAAAGGCAACCAGCAAUCAGGUUUUUGAAAAUGGACACCAACCCAUUUCUGAAAAAGUUAAAGCCACACAGGAUUCAUCCUCCGCUGCAGUACAAGAACACUUACCUACAACAUCUGUCAGAAAGCCACACAUGCCUGUCACUGCGGUGACCAAAGUAUGUGGUGAUACUCAUUCCAGCACAUCCAAUGGCAGUAUCCGUCUGCAAGCCCCAGAACCCAAGAGUCCCCCGGAAAUGUCACAAAAACAAAGCAUCACACAA
This is a messenger RNA of Staurois parvus, 349 nucleotides long. Lineage: Eukaryota; Metazoa; Chordata; Amphibia; Anura; Ranidae. The record is from the annotation of a GenBank genome assembly.